AUGGACAAGGCGUCGCUGCUGAGCGACGCCAUCGCGUACAUCCCGGAGCUAGAGGAGCGCCUCCGGGGCGGCGCGGCGGGGCCGGCGCCGGCGCGGGCGGAGGCCGGCCCGUCCGUGGAGGUGAAGGCAAUGCAGGACGAGGUGGUGCUGCGCGUGAGCACCCCCCUGGACGCGCACCCCAUCUCCGGGGCGCUGAGCGCCAUGCGGGACUCCCAGCUGAGCGUGGUGGCGUCGAGCAUGGCGGUGGCGGACGACACCGUCACGCACACGCUCGUGGUGCGGUCGGCGGGCGCCGACCGGCUCACGGCCGAGACCGUGCUGGCCGCGAUUUCCCGUGGGGUGAUGAUGAGCGCCACCCCCUCCCCGUGA
Molecule: messenger RNA, 369 nt
Organism: Triticum turgidum subsp. durum (durum wheat)
Lineage: Eukaryota; Viridiplantae; Streptophyta; Magnoliopsida; Poales; Poaceae
Source: the annotation of a GenBank genome assembly